Hemicordylus capensis (graceful crag lizard) is the source of this 4380-nucleotide messenger RNA. RefSeq names its product SFT2 domain containing 2 (gene SFT2D2). The transcript has 9 exons. The record is from RefSeq and is a predicted model, not a curated record. Gene Ontology annotation, biological process: vesicle-mediated transport. NCBI's taxonomy places the organism in Eukaryota, Metazoa, Chordata, Lepidosauria, Squamata, Cordylidae. Gene Ontology annotation, cellular component: membrane. The coding region runs from base 149 to 631 and encodes 160 amino acids.
CGGGGUGGGGGAGGUCUGGCAGCUCUGCAUGCUGGGAACUGUAGUCUUCGGAAGCCGAGAGCGGGUUGAUUGGUUAAUAUUGUUGUGAGUAAAGACGACAUCGCGGCAGGCGGAACCGGGAAGAGAACAAGUGUUUGGGCCGCGAGGAAUGGACAAGCUGAAGCGGGUUCUGAGCGGGCAGGAAGCGGAGGAACCGGGGCCGCUGGCUGAGGCAAUUGAUGCAACUUCCUUAAGCUGGGGCACAAGACUGAAAGCCUUCAUAGCUUGUUUUGCUAUAGGAGUUCUGUGUUCCAUUCUGGGUACUUGCUUGCUAUGGAUUCCCAGGAAAGGACUAAUAUUGUUCGCAGUAUUUUAUACACUUGGGAAUAUCUCAUCCCUUGGAAGCACCAUUUUCCUUAUGGGACCUAUGAAGCAACUGAAAAGAAUGUUUGAACCUACUCGGUUGAUAGCUACUAUUGUUAUGCUUUUGUGUCUCAUAUUAACUCUCUGUUCAGCUUUCUGGUGGCACAACAAGGGACUUGCCCUCAUCUUCUGUAUCUUGCAAUUCUUUGCCUUGGCAUGGUAUAGCAUUUCCUACAUACCAUUUGCAAGGGAUGCUGUGAAGAAGUGUGCUGCUGCAUGUCUCACAUAACAGGAGAGCAAGAUAAGUUUCAUCUCCAUACACUGAAAUGUCACACUGAGGACUAGAAGACCUGCACAUGCUCUUCUUGGAACAAAGCCUAUUAAACUUACUAAGUAAAUCUAUGAAGCAUCGAACAAAGCUACAAACUAUAUUCUAUUCAAGGAAAAUGACUUUUGUGAUUAUAAAGGCCAAGAUCAACCAGGCAUUCCUUUCACUUAGCUGUUGCAUUAGUUUGACACACAGUUGUCUCAGUUAUGCUGUUUUGUUCGUGAAAUGCGUAUUAUAAUUCCAGAGAGAUGUGAUUACAAAUAACUGCUUCCUAAUCUGGCAAAUUCCUGUUUUACACAGCCAAAAGAGCAGCUUUCACACUGGGACUUGUAGCUAAGAAUAUGGUGGAUUUUCUGGGGGGACACACAAAGCUCUUUUCAUGGGGUGUGUGUGUGUGUGUGUGUGUGUGUGUGUGUGUGUGUGUGUGUGUGUGUGUAAUCACUUCUUGGUUCCUAAACUCCUUCUCUUGUAACAACAAUCAUGUAUGGGAACUUGGUAGAACUAAGUUAACUAGAACUGUUUUCUAAGCUAAUAGCUGAUGUGAUUCUUUAUCAUAGUAGAACUAGGAAACAUAAUAGUGAGUGUUGCUGGGCCACCAACAGAACUAGUAAUAUGCAAGGGAGGGAAAAAUGCAUGUGGGAAUAAUAGAUGGAUUUUUUUUUAAAUUUCUCCCAGCAGUUUACUACAUUCCAUUUAUGGUCUUAUAAAAUGCAACCUGAAGUAAUGUUAAGACUUCUGCCUUAGUGCUGACAUUGCCUCAUGAAUAUUUGCUGCCUCUUGCUGUUGAUGUUUCACUAGAUUUCCCCUGCACAUUCUGUCAUUAGAAUAUCAUGUUCCUUUUUAAAGUUGGUGAAAUAUAACCUGAAAAGAGACACCUCAUAUUCUUAAACUUUUUUCCCCUUCCACUUUGCCUCUUAAUACUUGAUUUUUGUUCACAUUGCUGGCAUAGCUCAGUGGGGUUUGUCUUGUUUCUUUUUUUCUGGUUUCUCAAUGAAUGAUUGUCUAUAGAACAAUCUUGGCUAUCCAGCUGUUGCUGAACUACAACUUCCAUUAUUCCUAGCCAUCAGGGGAUGGGAGUUAUCAUCCAGCAACAGCUGGAGAGCCAAGUUGCCUACCCUUGUCCUAUAGUGAUUGGAGAAGGCUAUUCUCAGGAGUUGGAAAUCCUUGCUACGUGUCUUUUCUUGGAUUCAAAUCUCAAAUUUUUGUAACAAGGAAUUGAUGUACCUCCCCUACCCCCAAGAAAUACUAUACAAUUGCUUCUGAGUAUUUCAUUACGAUUUUUGUUGAUGCGAUUUUCACUUCUUUCAUGCUUGUGUUACAACUGUUUGUAUGUGAGGUGUUUUGGGGAAAGCAUAAGCUGCAGGCAUCCACUUCCAAAAGAAAGGAGUCACUAACUAAAUUCAUCACAGUAAGUUGUGGGACCAAUCCCUCUGUAGAGGGCUUGUAAUCAGCUUCUGGGACCAAGUCUGUUUCUGUGCUUUUGUGCCUCUUACUCUGAAUUCUCUCAACAUUUGGAAGGGAUUCGUGCUGUGUAUCUGAACAUAGAUGUUUUCCUGUACAUCUUGAGAGUACCAGAAUUUAAGCCCAACUUCGUAUACACUGAGUUAUACAUUUUGUAUCUAAUUCGCAAACUGCAACCUUUUCAUUGUGUUGUCAGCUAUUCAUAACUAGGUUUUUAAAGCUUAAUUGUGUUCUGCCCCACUGCCAAAGAAGCAGAACUGGCAAAAUUAUUCACUUAUGACGUAAUUAUUUUAAGGACAGGAUUCGAGUUCUGCAGGAUGUUAUAAGCUACAAAAAUAAGUGUUUGGAACGUUUGAUGCAAUCUUAACCACUUUACAAUAAGCAGUUGGAAGAACACAGACUUGAUCUGUAAAUCAUGUAUGCACUGAAUAUGAAUGAAAGGGGGUGGGGAAAAUCAAACCUCAAAUAUAUUUAAGUUGGGAAGACAGUACUUUGUUUCAAGAACUCAUAAGCAUGCUGCUAUUUGGAAUCUGUGUGUGCUUUGUUUCCCACAUGGUGCUAUGUCCAGUAUCAUUACCACUUCUAUUUACAUACUGAACUGCCCAGAGAUACACAUGAUACUUGGGAAGACAUAGCAUAGGUCUGUGGGUCAUUCACAUGCUCUCAACGUUCACAUGUCAAUUGGUACAGUAUCACCAUAUAUCUUUAGCAUGAGGUGGCAUUCUGCUUUAGUGCAGGGUCUUACUCCCACAUCCCUUUCUUGGUUAGUAUUGGGCAAGGUGGUUAUUGUUGCCAGUUAAACCAAAUAAACUGUUGUAUCAUUGAAAAUUAGGAUUUCAUCUGGUGUGGCAUUUCCCACCACAUUGCUGUACCGAUGGAAAAAGGCAGGUUGAAGUUUCUUAAAGAUACAGGAACCCUUUGAGGACUUGGAAACCUUAUUUAUUGCAGAUGUAUUUUUCACAGAUCAAUAUUGCUGUGUAGUGGGAAAGGGUGACUUUAAAUUAUGAUCCGUAUACUUAGCCUGGAAAUUCUUGAAGAAAAAGUGAUGACGUUUAAUUGCAUGGGGCUUUUCCAAAGAAUGAAGGAUCUGAAUCCUUUCAGGUCAUGUUCAGAUGUCGAUUUAGAUCACUUUGUCAGCUUGUCUUUUAGGCUGCAGUCAGAAUGGUUUCUUCAGAAACCUGGAUGUGGUUUGAAAGAGAGAUUGCUGCCUGUAGCAUCUACAUUCAUCCUGUAUUUGCUUCUGGAAAAAUGGUUUUUGUGUUCCAGAAAACUGCAAAAUUUGUUUGACCUAGAGGAAAUGGUGAGAUAAAAGAAAUACCUGCAUGCACACCAUGGGGAUACAACUGUCUCAAAAAUGUCACUACCCUCACUUGUUUGAUCUGCAGAUGUUUGGCAUUCUCUUAAAUUUUCUUCUUAAAAUUCAUCCUCAAGUUGAGUAAUUUUCAAAACUUUAACAGCUAUAUUUGUUGUAGGUUUCUUUCACCUCAAAAUUUCAAGCGAUUUUUCAAUUACAAAUUUGUUAAUUGUGUUAGUGUAAAAGCCAGCUUACAUUGUUAUUCAUUCUUAUAGCUUAGCACAGUUUCUGAGCUAAAUGUGCACUAAAGGACUAGGGCCCAGCUGUCAAACAUCUUGAUAUCGUUGCAUGGCACAAAUUCCAGGAACGUUCCAUACUGUCUAUAGACUUUUGCAUGUUGAAACAGGUUAAUUCAUCUAUUCUAAGCUCCCCCCUCAAAACACACAGACACAGACACACACACACACACACACACACACACACACACACACACACACACUAUGCUUAUACUAUCGGAGCAUAGUUAUUCUGAUUGGGCAGCUUAUUUCUACAGUUUUUCACAAUACUAUUUAGUUAAAACCAUUGUUUGCCUUAAUCACAGUGUGUUGGUGGUGCAUCUUAAGGCUCUUCAGCUACUAAAUACAAAGUGAUCUCUCCAAGAUAUGUGGUGUGGAUUAUUUUGUUUGGGUAGCUUUGGCAGGAGACUGGGGAGAAACAAAGCAAACAUAAGAAAAAGUGCCUGACUCCACAAUGUAAUGUGGCCACAUUAACAGGGAUUUUUGUAAUAAGUGUCUUAUUUUUCAAUGUGAAUGUCUCACUUUUGUACAAUUCUCUUGUUUGCUAUUGUACCUUUUUGUAUACUGGUUGCUUUGUCUGCCUCAAGAAAAAUACCUCUUUGAACAUCUCUUUACUAUACUGACUGUAUCCCUUCUACAAUAAAGCUGGUUUCUCAAAA